Molecule: messenger RNA, 1326 nt
Organism: Lachancea sp. 'fantastica'
Lineage: Eukaryota; Fungi; Ascomycota; Saccharomycetes; Saccharomycetales; Saccharomycetaceae
Source: the annotation of a GenBank genome assembly
AUGGCUUUAACCAAUUCGAGACCCUUGCAGAUCCCUGCACUUGAAAACGAAACCCUCCACAAUUCUGCAUCCCCUAUAUUUCAGCCAAGCUCACUUAGUAGCUCAUCGCAGACUGCAUCAUCAGAGAACUUGGCAGAACGAAGCAACUCGAGUGUGACUUCGGACUCCAGUAACGAAAUUAACACUUCGGAAACUCCUAUCAUUCGCAAAGACCUCGCAGCGCUGAAACGGUCUAAUACGUCGUCACCAGUUCCGUCUUCAGGCGGUGUUUCUGAACUAUCCAUCACAGUUCCCGUUACGGGACAACGUCCAAAACCCAUUAAGAAGGACCUGUCCAUGGACGAUGACAUUUUGCUGGCAAUAUUCGUUAUACUCUACGAAAAAGAUGCACAGCAGAAAGGUGUAACCGUGAAACAGCUCUGCGAUUACGUGGCCGAGAAACAUCCCGAUAUGGCGGGCGCUUCCACUAAGCUGUCGAACUUGAUAUCGGCCAAACUCAAUGCCUACGUGAAAAAGGUCGAAAAGGGCGAAAAGACCUUGAAGUAUGCUCUUUCGCGUCAGUGGUCUGAGGGUUCACCUCGAAGGAUGGUCUACGUUUACCGCGGGGUGUUGGCGUCGGAUUAUAAGGCGCAUACGCAAUCCAUGAUGCUUCAAAGACAAGAUUCGAAAUCGAAAAGCGGAAAGCCAAGCGGAGUCAGCAAAAAGGGCUCAGGGUCCUCACAGACUAGCAACGAUUCUAAUGGAGAGGCCACGGGAGCUGAGACCAAGAACGGCAACCAGGGCAGUCGUGCGUUUGCGGUCAACAAUACGUUCAGCAUAAGCUCAUUUGCGAGUGAUUUCAACAUCCCUUACGCUUCAUCUCCUGUGACAAUGAGACUUAUCCCGCAUUCAACCGAAAGCAGUAAUAACGAGGUCAGCUCCAGCGAUUCUUCCAGGGCGGACGUAAGAGCCAGACCUAGUUUCAGCGAGCCUGUCAAUAAAAGACCCAGGAUUUCGUCUUCUGCAGAAGCACCUCCGUUUGCUGCUGUCCCGUACGUUACAGCUGCGGCAGCUGCUCCCAGGCUCAGCAAGCUGAGUGUGAAGCGGAAUGCUGGACUUUCAGAACCUGCCAAUACAACAGGCGCAUCGUCCAGUAAUAAAAAACUCGCAGUGACGCAAAAAUCGGUCGAUACCGAUCAAUUUCUUUCCACCAGCUUCCUGGAACCAUUCUCUCCUAGCUUGGCCUGUAGUUCCUGGUUACAAACCAUACGGUCAGGAUUUCUUCUAGAAGAAAUUGACUCACCAGAGGCCAUUUCCGUGGAAGAAUUCGAUGGACUUUUCAAUUGA